AAAAGAGUCCUCCACAGCCACAGCUGCCUCGGUCUCCCGCCUCUUCAAUGCGCACAGCAAUGAAUGCCCCUGGGGCGACUGCUGACGGAGACACCGAGACAGAGCCGCGAGGAAGGGGGUGGGCCAGGAAACAGACCCUCGGCUGAAGCCAGGACUCACUCAUUUACUCACACUGAGUCUACACACAGGUGCCCCAAUCUGUGGGAACAAAGAGAGCGGAUACUAUCUGGGAAUGCUUCAAGUGCGACUUCUGCGGAGAGGAUUGUAACUGCCACCCCAUAGCGUGCCUUUGUCUGUUGUUAAGAUGUACAAUACAAGUCUUGAGAUGGAAAUGCUCAAUGUGAGCAACGUCACUCACUGCCCGAAGAAUGACAACUUUAAAUAUCCCCUCUACAGCAUGGUGUUUAGCAUCGUCUUCAUGGUAGGACUGAUCACGAAUGUUGCCGCCAUGUACAUCUUCAUGUGUUCGUUAAAACUGCGGAAUGAAACCACUACGUAUAUGAUGAACCUAGUAGUGUCGGACUUGUUAUUCGUGCUCACUCUACCCUUGAGGGUUUUUUACUUCGUCCAGCAGAACUGGCCGUUCGGCAGUCUCCUCUGCAAGCUUUCCGUUUCGCUCUUCUACACCAACAUGUACGGGAGCAUCCUAUUCCUGACCUGCAUAAGCGUGGACCGCUUUCUGGCCAUCGUUUACCCCUUCCGAUCUAGAGGACUCCGAACCAAACGCAAUGCCAAAAUUGUGUGCGCUGCAGUUUGGGUUCUCGUUCUUUCAGGAAGCCUUCCUACGGGAUUCAUGCUCAACAGUACUAAUAAGCUGGAGAACAACAGCAUCUCCUGCUUCGAGAACUUCUCCUCGAAGGAAUGGAAGAGCCAUCUUUCAAAAGUGGUGAUUUUUAUAGAGACGGUGGGGUUUCUGAUCCCACUGAUGCUCAAUGUGGUUUGCUCUGCGAUGGUGCUUCAGACUUUAAGGAGACCAAACACUGUGAGUCGAGGAGGGAAGCUCAACAAGAAGAAGAUCUUGAGGAUGAUCAUCGUCCACCUCUUCAUCUUCUGCUUCUGCUUCAUCCCGUACAACGUCAACCUUGUCUUCUACUCCCUCGUGCGAACAAACACCUUGAAAGGAUGCGCGGCGGAGUCGGUAGUCCGGACCAUCUAUCCCAUCGCUCUGUGCAUCGCCGUGUCCAACUGCUGCUUCGAUCCCAUCGUCUACUAUUUCACCUCGGAGACUAUACAGAACUCCAUUAAGAGGAAGACCCAGACCGGCCAUUCCAUAGAUGUUAAAUUUUCCGAGGCCUUGCAGUCGGAGACGUCGUCCACCCUACAGUUCAGCCUGAGGUCCAUCAAGAACAAGAUGUUUCACAAUGAGUCCCACGUAUGAGGGAUUACCAGUGGAUUUAAGGACACAUAAAGCACUCUUUAGCAUGUGGAUAUAUAUCGGGUUUGUUUAAUAUCUCUGAGGGCGAUAAGUAAACGGUGGGCUCUUAUAGGGAUUUACCUCCCUGUAAAAGUCAUCCUUCAGUCCAGAACCCUGGGACACACCUGUUCCCCUUGGAAAUAUGUCCAAACAUUUGAAAAGCGCAGUAAGGAUAAUGCAAAUAUAGAUCAGCUGGAAGUCUCUAACUGUUUGUGAAUGUACUCACAUUUCCAGAAUUUG
Danio rerio (zebrafish) is the source of this 1654-nucleotide messenger RNA. RefSeq names its product lysophosphatidic acid receptor 6a (gene lpar6a). The record is from RefSeq and is marked validated. Lineage: Eukaryota; Metazoa; Chordata; Actinopteri; Cypriniformes; Danionidae. Gene Ontology annotation, cellular component: membrane. Gene Ontology annotation, molecular function: G protein-coupled receptor activity. Gene Ontology annotation, biological process: G protein-coupled receptor signaling pathway; signal transduction.